This is a messenger RNA of Parathielavia appendiculata, 1604 nucleotides long. RefSeq lists its product as uncharacterized. The transcript has 3 exons. NCBI's taxonomy places the organism in Eukaryota, Fungi, Ascomycota, Sordariomycetes, Sordariales, Chaetomiaceae. The coding region runs from base 242 to 1390 and encodes 382 amino acids. The record is from RefSeq and is a predicted model, not a curated record.
ACCGUUACGACCUCGCGCGAUAUUCUCUCCGGAGGUUGCUUGACCCAUACUUGGGGUUUUCACGUCAAAAGCGGCUCAAGCGGACUCAACAAAGUGACGACUUGGAAACGCGUGACUCGUUUUGGUUCUUGAAAUCCACGUGUCUUCUUCGAUGACUUGGCAGCAAGGUUGGGUGUGAGGCUGGGGAGGGUUUAGGAAAACUGUGGCAUCUGUACUUUGACACCACGGCGCACUUGUCACAAUGCCGAUCCUCGAUUUGCUAGCAUCGAUCACGGGGGAAACGCCGAAACGGUCGCCGAAACCCAUCCCCAAUACGAGCAUCAUCCUGCCCAAGCGAAAAGCCGAGGAUGAAAUUCGGCCAGUCGCCGCGAAAGUGGCCCGCACUGGUCCGGCGCCCGAGAAGGCUACGCGGCCUGUCGCUACUCUCUCAAAACCAUUACCUCGCCCAUUAGAUACGCCCCUUGGCUUUUCUAGUGACAGCCAAUCCUCAAGGCCGCAGUCGAGCGUGGACAAGAAGGCGUCGAGUGAGAAACCGAGCGCAGCUACGUUCAAGGCUGCCGGCACGGGGGCUACACUGGGUAAUGGCAUCAAACCGUUACCUGCCCGGCCUCUCCCGAACCGUCCGAGCCCUACAGAUUCCAAUCCACUUAAAAAGCGGUCCUUUGCAGAGAUCAUGGCUCGGGCGAAGGCAAACUCGGAGCAAAGGGAGUCUCUGGGAAAAAUCCAGCACAAGAUGGUCGAGCGGAGCAUGACCAUGAAGGAGCGCAAGGAAAUGAAGGCGGGCACAUUGAAAAGGACGAAGAUGGAGGCGAGGAAGGUAGCGAGUGGCCAGGUCAGCGCCGCAGGCACAUCUUCAAGAGAGGCGGCCAAGGGCCCCGGUGCCCGGAAUGGUUUGCCGUCCGGUGCUGCUAACGCCAAGAAGACGCCGCCAGUCGAGGAGAAGAAGGUGAAGAAGGCGGCUUUGGCGACGACGGGGUAUACUGGCACCGCACGGCCCCGGCCCGGCGUGUCGACUACCGCCAAGCCUGGCGCCCCAGGUCGUCCCGGUUCCGAGACCCGGGCUCGCGACAGACCUAAAUAUGGUGGCCCACUCUCGGGCCCGCGGAACAGAUAUGAAGAAGACGAUGAGAUGGACGACUUCAUUGUUGACGACGAGGACGAGGCAGAAACAAGCUAUGGUGGCCCGGGGUAUCGUUAUAACUCGUACGAGGACGAGUCCGACAUGGAGGCUGGUCUUACAGAUAUUGAGGACGAAGAGCAACGGGCCGAGCGCCAAGCUCGGCGCGAGGAUUUGGAACAAGAGGCUCUGGAAAGGCGGCUGAAGCAAGAGAAGGAGGAACGGAGGCGCAGGCUGCUCGCCGCUGCGAAGUCCAAAGCUGCCGGUCGCUGACCUGGUUGCUUGAUGCAGCGUGGAGGGCCAGGAUAUAUAUGGAGGGCACAUUUCCACAUCCUGCAUCUGCGUGGAGUUCACGGUUGGGCGGCGGGCAACGCACGUGCCAGGUAUCCGGUACUGUUGUCUCAGAGCUGUAAUCAUUUAUCCAGUCUGUUAUUGCAACACAUCUGCAUUCUCUGGCGAUGCCGUUUUCCACUGAGAAGCGUCUGUU